AUGGUGCAUGAGUUACAAUCUUGGGAGGAUGGUUGGACAAUUAAGGUGAAGAUUUUAAAGAGAUGGGGGGCCUUUGAUGCUGACGGUCUUCGUGUGAUGAAUUUCAUAUUGUUUGAUGAGAAUGGUUGCAGAAUUUCUGCAUACGUUGGUAACCUCAAUCUAUCCUAUUUCGAAUACGUUUUGCAAGAAGGAAAUUGGGUGCAGUUAUCCAAAUUCAAACUAAUUCCUUUUAAGUGGGAAGAACGGACUACAAGACACGUUAAGCAAAUAAUUUUAGAUGGUGAAACUAAGGUCAGUUCCAUCCAACCUUUGACUGGAGAUCCUUUCCUUCGUUUUGUUGAUUUCAGCCGUGUUUACAAUAAGCCUUACAGCCACUUCUACCCAGUUGAUUUGAUUGGUGUUCUGGAUCAUGUCGACAAUAUGGUAACAGUUGUUUAUCCCGAUGACAAAAGUGUUCCAACACUGAGAUUCCGAAUUAAAGACCUGGAGAAUUGUACUCUUAACUGUGUUGCACAUGAUGACUUGGCUUACGAGAUAGAAGGGAAAUGCAAAGGUCCUGUAGGGAAGAGUCCAUUUGCUAUUUGUGUCUUAACUGAUUGGUUGGUUAAGAAAAACAUUGAUGAAAUGACAAUUGAAAAUUACAAGGAGGGAUUGUUUUCACGUUUUGCUAUUGCCCCGCCAUUGGAUGAAGUCAAAGGCUUUGGGAUCAAGCUUGCAAAGAAGAUAACGGAAGUAUACGUGAGUGCUUCAAGUUCUCAAGGAAGAAAGGAUUAA
This is a messenger RNA of Eutrema salsugineum, 774 nucleotides long. RefSeq lists its product as uncharacterized. The transcript has 6 exons. The record is from RefSeq and is a predicted model, not a curated record. Bases 1 to 774 code for a protein of 257 amino acids. NCBI's taxonomy places the organism in Eukaryota, Viridiplantae, Streptophyta, Magnoliopsida, Brassicales, Brassicaceae.